AUGAUGAUGGAUGAUGAUGAUAUGGAUGAUGAUGAUGAUAUGGAUGAUGAUGAUGAUAUGGAUGAUGAUGAUGAUAUGGAUGAUGAUGAUGAUAUGGAUGAUGAUGAUGAUAUGGAUGAUGAUGAUGAUAUGGAUGAUGAUGAUGAUAUGGAUGAUGAUGAUGAUAUGGAUGAUGAUGAUGAUAUGGAUGAUGAUGAUGAUAUGGAUGAUGAUGAUGAUAUGGAUGAUGAUGAUGAUAUGGAUGAUGAUGAUGAUAUGGAUGAUGAUGAUAUGGGGGGGGACAUGGGGGGGGGGACAUGGGGGGGGGACAUGGGGGGGGGACAUGGGGGGGGGACAUGGGGGGGGGGAUAUGGGGGGGGGAAUAUGGGGGGUCUUUUGUUGAAUACAAUCUUCUUGGCACGAAUUACAGAAUUGGAAGACUAUCUGGUAGUUCAUCACUAUAUUAAAAUGGGUGAUAAGAAUCACGCACAGAUUAAUGCAAUCAUGACUUAA
Messenger RNA from Schistocerca piceifrons (Central American locust), 492 nucleotides. RefSeq names its product aspartate and glycine-rich protein-like. The record is from RefSeq and is a predicted model, not a curated record. NCBI's taxonomy places the organism in Eukaryota, Metazoa, Arthropoda, Insecta, Orthoptera, Acrididae. The transcript has a single exon. Bases 1 to 492 code for a protein of 163 amino acids.